CGGCGCUGCGCCCGGGAGCUGCCGCCAUGGCGGUCACCGCGGAGGGCCCCCGCCGGAGGGAGCGCGUCCUCUGCCUGUUUGACGUGGAUGGGACCCUCACGCCGGCCCGCCAGCACUGGGUACAGUCAGAAGCGCAGGAGGGUGAGAGAAUUCGCCAGAGCGGGGAGCAGAGCAGGCAGAAGGACGGAAGUACACUGCUGAGGGGAGCAGCCGUGGCAGGAGAGAAAAUUGACCCUGAGGUGGCUGCCUUCCUGCAGAGGCUGCGAAGCAGGGUACAGAUCGGUGUGGUGGGCGGCUCCGACUACUCUAAGAUUGCUGAGCAGCUGGGCGAGGGGGAUGAAGUCGUGGAGAAGUUUGAUUAUGUGUUUGCCGAGAACGGGACGGUGCAGUAUAAGCACGGACGACUGCUCUCCAAGCAGACCAUCCAGAGCCACCUCGGCGAGGAGCUGCUGCAGGACUUGAUCAACUUCUGCCUCCACUACAUGGCCCUGCUCAGACUGCCCAAGAAGCGCGGGACCUUCAUCGAGUUCCGGAACGGCAUGCUGAACAUCUCGCCCAUCGGCCGCAGCUGCACCCUGGAGGAGCGAAUCGAGUUCUCCGAGCUGGACAAGAAGGAGAAGAUCCGGGAGAAGUUCGUGGAAGCUCUGAAAACUGAGUUUGCCGGGAAAGGGCUGAGGUUCUCCCGAGGAGGCAUGAUCAGCUUCGACGUCUUCCCUGAGGGUUGGGACAAGCGCUGCUGCCUGGACAGCCUGGACCAGGACAGCUUCGACACUAUCCACUUCUUCGGGAACGAGACCAGCCCUGGCGGGAACGACUUCGAGAUCUACGCCGACCCCCGGACCGUGGGGCACAGCGUGGUCUCGCCGCAGGACACCGUGCAGCGAUGCCGCGAGAUCUUCUUCCCGGAGACGGCCCACGAGGCGUGACAGGCCUCGCCCCGGGACUCCCAGAGCGCCGUGGCCCUGGCGCCGCGCGUGCCGGGCCUUCCUGCG
Molecule: messenger RNA, 992 nt
Organism: Talpa occidentalis (Iberian mole)
Lineage: Eukaryota; Metazoa; Chordata; Mammalia; Eulipotyphla; Talpidae
Gene: PMM1
Product: phosphomannomutase 1
Exons: 9
Coding region: 27-926 (299 amino acids)
Biological process (GO): protein N-linked glycosylation; mannose metabolic process; GDP-mannose biosynthetic process
Cellular component (GO): cytosol
Molecular function (GO): phosphomannomutase activity
Source: RefSeq, a predicted model, not a curated record